AUGUUGUCCAAGAAGAAUUACUACAAGGAGAAGAUGAUGCGGCGGAAAGAGGAGAAAAAGGUAGAACCAGAGACACCCAGGUAUCCUGAUCGUGCUAAGGAGCGCCGUGAAGAUCAAAACCCAGACUAUGAACCCACAGAGCUUGGUUCAUUUCAUGCUGUGGCACCUCCUGGAACAGAUUUGAGGCUGGCAGAUGCACACAAGAUUUCAAUUGAGAAAAGCAAAUAUCUUGGAGGUUGGUUAUGUGAUGCUAAUGCUAUACUUCUUCUUGAAGGGAAUGAUUUCCCUUUUUAUGGGGAAUUGGCAUGUCUAUUUGUUACCUCUAUUUUUUAUGGUUUUUGA
Miscanthus lutarioriparius is the source of this 342-nucleotide messenger RNA. The record is from the annotation of a GenBank genome assembly. NCBI's taxonomy places the organism in Eukaryota, Viridiplantae, Streptophyta, Magnoliopsida, Poales, Poaceae.